UGGUCUCCACUGACGUAAUUUUUCUACCUAGCUGGCCUGGUGGCCGUUAUAUUAUGAUGAGCUAACGUAAAACAUAUCUCUAAUCUUAAAAAUCAGCUUAGUCACACAAUAUAAACGUGGUUUCUGAAUCAAAACCAAGUAAGCCCAUAAAUAACAUUGUCUAUUUUGUAGACAACUCAUAGUGCCAGGAAUGAAAUCAUGCUAUGGGGAAUACUCAGAAGGUUUUUUGUCCAAACCUUGGACAAGACAAACAAACCGGUCAAAAGGCAGGCUAAUGCCAAAGUCCAACAUAACAAACGGAAAGAGAAUCCUGCAAAAAUGCCUGCAGCAGCAGAGGUUGAGCUGGAGCCACCUCCCCCAGGGUUGGAGCUCCAACACCGGACUCUCUUCACCGGGGAUGCCCUGACCUUCCUGGCUGAGCUGACCUCUGCUUUCCAGUAUGACGUCGACAAGAUCUUAAAACUUAGAACCCUCCGGAAAGCACAGUUGGACCUGACUGGAGAUCUCCCUGGGUUCAGUGCGGCUACAGCCCACAUCCGGGAUGACCCAGACUGGAGGGUCAGCCCGGUUCCAGCCAGACUGCGGUGCAGGCAUGUGGACAUCGGUGACCUCGCACCCUGUGACACGGAUCGCUUCCUCCAGGCUCUGCGGUCCCCUGCCCAGGGUGUUCAGGUCGAUUUUGAUGAUGGCAAUUGUCCAACAUACUACAAUCAAAUUAAGGGGAUUUACAACGUAUACCAGGCUGUGCACCACCAGUUUAACAAUGCCCCAGCCAUAUCCCAUGCCCCAAUUCUGAUGCUCCGCCCUCGAGCUUGGAACAUGGUGGAGCAUUGCAUGAUGGUGAAUGGUAAGGAGGUUCCUGGCCCACUGUUUGACUUUGGUCUGCUGAUGUUCCAUAAUGGAAGCCUGCUGUUUCAGAAUCAGAGCGGUCCGUUUUUCUACCUAUCCAAAGUCGAGAGCUAUUUGGAGGCAAGGCUAUGGAAUGAGAUAUUUACCUGGACUGAACAUAAGCUUGGCCUUCCCGUGGGCAGUGUCAAAGCCACAGUGCUGAUAGAGAGUGUGCUGGCCUCCUUUGAGAUGGAGGAGAUCCUGUAUGAGCUCAGGGAGCACUCUGCCGGCCUCAACUGUGGCAUCUGGGAUUACUCGGCCUCGUUUGUCAACAAGUUUGGUCAAAGGCCCGAAUUUCUGCUCCCUGACCGUAGCAAGUAUGUAAACAUGGAGAAGCGCUUCCUGAGGAGUUACAUGGACCUGCUGGUCCAGACCUGCCAUCGUCGAGGCGCCCUGGCCACGGGGGGCAUGGCUGCCCUGCUGCUGCCCACUGACAAAGAUACCGCCCUCUAUGGCACAGUCCUCCAGACUGUCACCAGGUUGAAGUUACUUGAAAUAAAAGCUGGAGUUGAUGGCUUCAUGGUGUAUGACAUGGACUUGAUUAAACCAAUGCAAAAGCUGUUCCAGGCUCAUACUAAGGGAGAGAAUCAGUUGAAUGAGUUGCGAAGUGACCUCAAGGUGACCCCAGAAGAUCUCCUCAUCAUGCCAGCGGGGGGAGUGACUCUGUUUGGACUCAAGCACAACAUUGCAGUAGGAAUCCUAUUCAUUGAGGCCUGGCUGACUGGUCGGGGACACUUCUUUUACAAGGGCCAGGUGGAGGACUCGGCCACAGCCGAGAUCUCCAGAUCCCAGGUGUGGCAAUGGAUCCGCCACCAGGUGAAACUAGAGGAUGAUGGGACCACAGUGACACGUGCACUGGUGCAAAAUCUCAUCCGAGAGAUAAUGGGUCACUUAAAGGAGGCCAUCCACUGCAGGACAGUGAGCCCAUCCACUUGUGCACAGGGAUCAGCAAAGGCUGGACACGGCGGCCGCAAUGUUUCUGGAGGUGAUCCAGAAAAGCGAUUUCCCAGAGUUCCUCACCACAUACCUGAACCUGGACCACACCUUCCUGUCCUCCCAGAGCCUGCACCAGAGAGUGGACACGGAUGCAGGUGGGGCCCUGCAGUCCAAACUGUAGUUGCUGGACAGUGGCCAAGAUGCUUUUACUUCUGGUGAUUCAGAAUGUAGGGACUUGCCUCCUUCCACAGCUCACUUGGGUGAAUAAACACCAAGUGACAUAAAAUUGUCUCCAGUUUUAAAUAUAAUUUCUCUCCAGCCCUUUGAACUUCUUGAAGAGCAACUUGUUAUUGUCUAACAAAGGCUGCUGACCAAGAUUCUUUAGAUUGAUAUUUCCUACAAGCCUGAUGUAGCCAUAUAGCCUGAUGAGCCAGAACCACGUUAAAAUGUAAUUUGCUGCCGCUAGGGUGCGCCUAGAUUUCUAGGCUAGUAGCCAUACUCAGUUCUAUUCAGAAUGUGAAUUUCCUGACCUCAAAUUUUGUGGGCGGAUAUAAAUUCAGGCUGGCUUCCAGGCUCAUUUCCUACUACAAAAACAUAUUUCUUUGCCGGAAGGAGACAUCCAAUCCAUUGUUUGCCAGUGCUAGGAUACUAUUCAGUGACAAUGUGCAUUCACACCCUCCCAAACACGUACAAACUGAACUCAACAGCUUGUGAAACUCAAACUUCUGGUUCAAACAUGCCUUUGCAUUCCCAUUCCCUAAUGAGGUUAUAACUGCCCCCCUGGAAUGGACGUCCGGCUGAGAUUAUGCUUCAGAACUUGAUUAUGUCACACUGCAGAUUGUCUUGGUGGAAAUAAUUUUGUGUUUAACAUGUAAUGCAAUUUUCAAUC
This is a messenger RNA of Alosa alosa (allis shad), 2713 nucleotides long. RefSeq names its product malate synthase-like (gene ugl). The record is from RefSeq and is a predicted model, not a curated record. The coding region runs from base 199 to 2043 and encodes 614 amino acids. NCBI's taxonomy places the organism in Eukaryota, Metazoa, Chordata, Actinopteri, Clupeiformes, Clupeidae. Gene Ontology annotation, biological process: glyoxylate cycle. Gene Ontology annotation, molecular function: malate synthase activity. Gene Ontology annotation, cellular component: cytoplasm. The transcript is spliced from 15 exons.